GCCUGUAGUUGCGCUUGCGCCUGUGCUUGAGGAUGGGCUGGCGGCGGGUCCGGGUCUGCAGGCUGGUUCUGUGGGCGGCGGGCCAUGGUUGGUUGGAUUGAGCUGCGCCGGCCUGGGGCGCUGAGCUGGAGGGGGUGGCAGUGAGCGGAGGUUGCGGGCUCGAUUUGACUGAUUGGGGAGUCGGCAGGAGGCAGGCGGAGUGCACCUUCCGGGCAGCCGUAACACGCGAAGCUGGAAGGAGGCCAACCAACCCAUCUCGCCCAUUUCACAGAUUUGCAAACUCAGAUCCAGAGAUAAGAUUUUUACUUUCCCGGUGUGUCGAAGAUAGUUUAAGGAAUGCCCUUGCUGUUAUUUGUAGGACAGAUAGACAUCUGACCAGCCUCUCCACUUCUGCAUCCCAGGUUAUUCAUUCAACAAGUAUUUAUUGAGCACUUCCAUGGGCCAGGAGCCAUGCGUGGCCAGUGGAGCCUGCUGUUGGGCCCCGCCCGCCUCUGCCUGCGCCUGCUUCUGCUCCUGGGCUCUAGGCGCCGCUGUCCCCCUCUGCUCCGGGGCCUGGUGCAGCGCUGGCGCUAUGGCAAGGUCUGCCUGCGCUCCCUGCUCUACAACUCCUUCGGGGGCAGUGACACUGCUGUCGAUGCCGCCUUUGAGCCCAUCUACUGGCUGGUGGACAACGUGAUCCGCUGGUGCGGGGUGGUGUUCGUGGUGCUGGUGAUUGUGUUGACCAGCUCUAUUGUGGCCAUCGCCUACCUAUGUGUCCUACCCCUCAUCCUCCGAACCUACUCAGUGCCACGACUCUGCUGGCAUUUCUUCUAUAGUCACUGGAAUCUGAUCCUCAUCGUCUUCCAUUACUACCAGGCCAUCACCACUCCACCUGGAUAUCCACCCCAGGGCAGGAAUGACAUCGCAACAGUCUCUAUCUGUAAGAAGUGCAUCUACCCCAAGCCAGCCCGAACACACCACUGCAGUGUCUGCAACAGGUGUGUGCUGAAGAUGGAUCAUCACUGUCCCUGGCUAAACAACUGUGUGGGCCACUAUAACCAUCGGUACUUCUUCUCUUUCUGCUUUUUCAUGACUCUGGGCUGUGUCUACUGCAGCUACGGAAGCUGGGACCUUUUCCGGGAGGCUUAUGCUGCCAUCGAGAAAAUGAAACAGCUCGACAAGAACAAACUACAGGCGGUUGCCAACCAGACUUAUCACCAGACCCCACCACCCACCUUCUCCUUCCGAGAAAGGGUGACUCACAAGAGUCUUGUCUACCUCUGGUUCCUGUGCAGUUCUGUGGCACUUGCCCUGGGUGCCCUGACUGUAUGGCAUGCUGUUCUCAUCAGUCGAGGUGAGACUAGCAUCGAAAGGCACAUCAACAAGAAGGAGAGACGUCGGCUGCAGGCCAAGGGCAGAGUUUUUAGGAAUCAUUACAACUAUGGCUGCUUGGACAACUGGAAGUUAUUCCUGGGUGUGGACACAGGAAGGCACUGGCUUACUCGGGUGCUGUUACCUUCCAGUCACCUGCCCCACGGAAAUGGAAUAAACUGGGACCCCCCUCCCUGGGUGACUGCUCAGUCAGCCUCUGUGAUGGCGGUGUGAGCUGGAUUCUGUCAGCCACAACUUGAGCAUCACCCUGCUUUCUGCAUUAUCUCAAGGCCUCCAAGGAUAGCUUCUUGGAAUCCUUGAGCAAAAAGAGCCAGUGGGCCUGCCUUAGGGUACCGUGCAGGGACAUCUCAAGGACCUAUCUCCUGGCCACUGCAGCAGCAAGGCACGAUGUGGAAAAAAUCCUAGGACUGAUGUUCCUUUACUCAGGCAAACAGAAGUUCCAGCCACAGACUGGAGAUUAGGCAGCUAGCAACCUUGCCGGGUGCUGACCCCAACCUCCAGCUUACAGCACUGGAGUUGGCCACCACCUCUUCCCCGUGCUGUCUGAGACAAUACCUGAAUGGUCGAACUGAGAUUCUGCCUUCCUAACAGGGCAAAGGUACCAGGCCUGCUGCUGAGGUCACUGCCACUUCCCACAUGCUGAAGGGAGCAAAAAUAAAGAACCCAUUCCAACGCCUUACCCAGAGCAGCAGUGUGAAGGCCUGUCUACGAUAGGACCCAGAGGCCAGCCCAGCCUCCACUUUGUCCACAGCCAGCUGUAGGAAUUCAUCCAGCUGUUGCCCUAAAAAGGAGG
Phyllostomus hastatus (greater spear-nosed bat) is the source of this 2164-nucleotide messenger RNA. RefSeq names its product zinc finger DHHC-type palmitoyltransferase 16 (gene ZDHHC16). Gene Ontology annotation, molecular function: palmitoyltransferase activity. The record is from RefSeq and is a predicted model, not a curated record. Gene Ontology annotation, biological process: protein palmitoylation. NCBI's taxonomy places the organism in Eukaryota, Metazoa, Chordata, Mammalia, Chiroptera, Phyllostomidae. Bases 451 to 1584 code for a protein of 377 amino acids. The transcript has 14 exons. Gene Ontology annotation, cellular component: Golgi apparatus.